Molecule: messenger RNA, 1326 nt
Organism: Arachis ipaensis
Lineage: Eukaryota; Viridiplantae; Streptophyta; Magnoliopsida; Fabales; Fabaceae
Product: Cysteine/Histidine-rich C1 domain family protein
Source: RefSeq, a predicted model, not a curated record
AGACAUUACAAUAACAGUUUAGAUUAGAAUAAUAUUUAAUCAAAAGUAAUAAAGAAAUUUGGUAUAUAUUCUUUGUGGGGAUGGCCUAAUAAUAUGCCUCUUGUUUCCCUCUUUCUAUCUUUCACAACAAUAAUGUUGAUAUGGCCUAUGGAGAUUCCAUUCCAAUCCCCUUUGAAACUCUAUUUUUACCACCACAAUUCCCUCUCCAUUUUCUUCAGCCAUGACCUAAGAAAAUUUUACAUAAGUCCAAUAUAACUAUGCCUUGUUCACAUCAUAAAUCAUAAUUGAUCAUCAUAAUGUAUUCUUCAAGCAAUUCUUUUCACAAGGACACAAACAAUAGCAUGAUGAUGAGUAGCAUGAAAUAUAGUGAGAUAUCCCAUUUUGGGCACCCAAAACACAAGCUUAGAUUUGAGUACUCUGAAUUUCCAUUCAAGUGUGAUGGAUGCAAGGAAAUUGGAAUAGGUUCACGUUACAAAUGCUCCAUUUGUGACUAUGAUCUUCACAUGCAAUGUGCCAUGCCUUCCCCAACUCUUUUCCACCCUUUCUAUCCAAAGUGCUCCUUUCAGUUCCUGUCUCGCCCCCCGGGGGACAUCCCCCGUUACUGCAAUGCCUGCGAGAAGGUUGUGGCCGGCUUCCUCUACCAUUGCGUGUCGUGUGGGUUCGACCUUCACCCUUGUUGUGCCAAGCUUCCAAUGCUUCUUGAGGAUGAUGAGGUGAAGCUAUAUCUCUACAAGAAGGUAUCUUCGCCAUGUCACCGCUGCGGCCAAAAGGGGCGGAGCUGGAGUUACAGAUCAAAGUGCAAGAAGUACAACCUGCACGUGGCAUGUGUGAGGGACAUGAUCAUUGAGAGUUGGCACGAGAUUUACAUCGGACAAAGCAAAGGGAGAAAAAUGGCAGACACAAUAGGGAUUCCAACCAUAAAGAACACUCUUCAGGCUGCUCAUAACAACAGCAGUAGGAGCAAAGGGAAGAAGGUCAGGAAGUGCUGCGAGAUAGCCGGGAUGGCGGUGCAGGCAGUUGUAUCCGCCGUCUUGGGAGAUCCAACGGCUCUCAUUGCCGGAAUUGCAGGGUCACUGAUGUCACGCGCUUGAUAAAAGAUCUCACUCUGUAUGAAUGUAUUUGUUGCAUAUUCUGUCUUGGAAUAGUAGCAAUAGAAGAUAGCGAAGGUAUGAUUUGCUCACAUUCCAGGCGAAAGUCAUAAUUUGCUGGAACAUUCUAUGGUCAUAAUAAUUUUCCUAAGAAAGAAAUUUUGAUAUUCCAAACGUUGCUAAUUGUGUUCUAUCAUUGUGACAUUCUUACAUAAAGUUACUGCAACAAAUUUGGACA